GACAGAAAUCUGAAAAAAUCGAUCCCUGUCUACUAUCUACAUUCCCUCCGCCUGGUUCCGUCUGCCUGACGCCUCUUACCGUUCUCUUGUGCGGCGAUCGAUUGUGGUGGCAGCAAUCGGUCUUUUGCGAUUUGCAAGAAGGGAGCAUCGGCGUGACUGUUUCCUAUAGUGAUUGACAGUAAUUUUAGCUAAAGAGGAAAGUGAUUUUUUGUAAUAGAAGAUGGUAGCAGAUGCUACAGUAGUAGAGGUGGAUGCUCUGACGGUGGCAUUGAUACCAACAAAGAGGCAAAUGAAAUAUGUUUUGGUGACCGGUGGAGUUGUGAGUGGUUUAGGGAAGGGUGUGACAGCGAGCAGCAUUGGUGUUGUACUCAAAGCUUGUGGCCUUCGCGUUACCUCAAUUAAAAUAGACCCCUACUUGAACACAGAUGCAGGGACCAUGUCUCCUUUUGAACAUGGGGAGGUUUUUGUUCUUGAUGAUGGCGGAGAGGUUGACUUGGACUUGGGAAACUAUGAACGGUUCUUGGAUAUUACUCUUACCAAGGAAAACAACAUCACUACAGGGAAGAUAUAUCAGUCUGUUAUCAACAAGGAGAGAAGAGGUGACUAUCUUGGAAAGACAGUUCAGGUUGUGCCUCACAUAACUGAUGCCAUAAAGAAUUGGAUUGAGUCAGUCUCCUCUAUUCCGGUUGAUGGAAAAGAUGGUCCUGCUGAUAUCUGUGUAAUAGAGUUGGGUGGAACUGUAGGUGACAUUGAAUCAAUGCCCUUUAUUGAAGCUCUGCGCCAGUUGUCAUUUUCUCUUGGUGAUGAAAAUUUCUGCCUUGUUCAUGUGAGCCUCGUACCGGUGCUUAGUGUUGUUGGUGAGCAGAAAACAAAGCCAACACAGCAUAGUGUUCGUGAAUUAAGAGCAUUGGGCCUAACACCUGACCUAUUAGCAUGUCGUUCUGCCCAACCUUUAAUUGAAGGUACCAAGGAAAAACUAUCACAAUUUUGUCAUGUACCGGUUUCAAAUAUUCUCAAUAUUCAUGAUGUUCCUAAUAUCUGGCAUAUCCCCCUAUUACUUUGGAACCAAAAUGCUCACGAGGCCAUAAUGAAGCAACUAAAUCUCAGCAUCUGUAAUGCUCCUAAUUUUCAGAGCUGGAGAAAGAUGGCAGAGUCAUACGAUAACCUGACUAGUUCUGUUAAAAUUGCUAUGGUGGGGAAAUACGUUGGACUAUCUGAUUCUUAUCUAUCUGUGAUCAAGGCCCUUUUACAUGCCUGUGUUGCUUGCUCUUUGAAGCCGUCAGUUGAAUGGGUUGCUGCUUCAGAUCUUGAAGAUGAAAGUGCAAGAUCGACUCCACAAGCACACGCUGCUGCAUGGAAAACCAUUGAAGGUUGUUCAUGCAUUUUGGUUCCUGGUGGAUUUGGCGACCGUGGAGUUCCUGGAAUGAUAUUGGCUGCUAAAUAUGCUAGGGAGAACAAAGUUCCAUAUCUUGGGAUUUGUUUAGGGAUGCAGAUUUCGGUUAUUGAAUUUUCUAGACAUGUUUUGGGGUUGGAGAGAGCAAAUAGUGAGGAAUUUGAUCCUGAGACUCCACACCCUGUUGUAAUUUUCAUGCCUGAGGGUUCAAGAACUCACAUGGGAAGCACAAUGAGACUGGGUUCACGGAGAACAUUCUUUCAAGAUUUGAAUUGUACCUCUUCAAAGCUAUAUGGAAACUCUUCAUUUGUAGAUGAGCGCCAUCGACACAGAUAUGAGGUCAAUCCCGAUUUUGUGGAAACACUGGAAAGUGCCGGUUUAAAAUUUGUGGGAAGUGAUGAAACCGGAAAGAGAAUGGAGGUUCUGGAGCUACCAAAUCAUCCCUACUACAUUGGUGUUCAGUUCCAUCCUGAAUUCAAAUCAAGACCUGGGAAGCCUUCUGCCUUAUUUUUAGGGCUUGUAUUGGCUGCUACAGGAAAAUUGCAAGCUCUUCUGAACAAAGCGUAGUGAUAAUAUUCUU
Messenger RNA from Phalaenopsis equestris, 1973 nucleotides. Its product is annotated as CTP synthase. The transcript is spliced from 23 exons. Gene Ontology annotation, biological process: CTP biosynthetic process; pyrimidine nucleobase biosynthetic process. NCBI's taxonomy places the organism in Eukaryota, Viridiplantae, Streptophyta, Magnoliopsida, Asparagales, Orchidaceae. The coding region runs from base 221 to 1960 and encodes 579 amino acids. The record is from RefSeq and is a predicted model, not a curated record. Gene Ontology annotation, molecular function: identical protein binding; CTP synthase activity.